Molecule: messenger RNA, 522 nt
Organism: Puccinia triticina
Lineage: Eukaryota; Fungi; Basidiomycota; Pucciniomycetes; Pucciniales; Pucciniaceae
Exons: 1
Coding region: 1-522 (173 amino acids)
Source: RefSeq, a predicted model, not a curated record
AUGCUUCAAACUGUUCUCCGAUUGUUGCGCAAUCCAGAAGCAUUGCCAAUCCCUCAAGACAUUCAAAACUUGCUUGAACAUGCUCAGUUAGUCACGCUUCCCUCCAUUUUAGACAAGUUAAAAGUUGCAAAACUUGUACUUCAUGCAGCCUUCAUCAAGAUCCUCAACAUCCAGAUGGCAUGGCAUCCCCAAAUUACGGAUGUUUUCAACAAAACCACAAGACAGCCUCAAGAUGGUGACAUCCUCCAACUAUGGAAUUCUCACAUGAGUUUUAUCUACCGGUUUCACCGUAUGGGACUGCUAUCUGGUGUACCGGGGGACAUCUGUGAAGGAGUCAUCUCUGAUGCGCCAAUGGAUUCUUAUCCAGAAAUUUCUGCCACAGGGCCUUUUUCCCUCAACCAUGUGCACAGUGAUAAUGAAGAUGAAGACAAGGAAAAUGAAGAAGACCAGCAGGAAAAUGAAUUAGAAGAUUCCCUUUCUACAAAUCUGCUUAUGAAUUUGGGUACAAUCAGUAACUUGUAA